CCCCCCAGGAUUACACGCAGGAGAGAUGGAAGAGGAACUCUGCACCAAGUCCAUUCUCAUAGACGUAACAAUCGUCAACCCAUCCGCAGGUCGAAGCAUCGACAAGUCGAUCCUCAAGCCAGGAUCCGCCCUCGAAGAUCGAGCUGCAAGUAAGAAAGUGGAGUGAGCACGGUGUGCAAGCCGUGUCCUCGAUACCCUGCGAACUCCUGGAAUCCAACGAACCAACGGACACGUUCCGGCACUGCAGUUGUGCCGAAUCGACGUCCGUGAGGCCUUUCGGCAGGUAUUGGUUGACCCGUCGCGCGCGGCGGUGUUUGGAUAUACUAUGGGGGACCUUGUCGUCGUGGACCUGAGAUGCCAGUUUGGAUGGCGGUCUAGCCCCGGUUUCUGGUCGCUGUUUUCGUCUGCUCUCGAGCACUCACACACUCAUACCACCUUCCAAACAGCUUCGGUGUCGCCUGUUGGCGGGGAGGCGGUCAAUCACGUUAAAAUCCGCC
Molecule: messenger RNA, 497 nt
Organism: Ectocarpus sp. CCAP 1310/34
Lineage: Eukaryota; Phaeophyceae; Ectocarpales; Ectocarpaceae
Source: the annotation of a GenBank genome assembly